AUGAAAGAACGACCAGGAGCUGAGAAUGCUCUAGCGACUAUCGGAGCAGUGAUGUGGAUGGUCCAGAUCGUACCUCAAAUCAUCAAAUCGCAUCGUACCAAAUCUACUACGGGUCUGUCAGCAGGAUUGAUGUUCAUAUGGGCCUUAGCCUCAAUCUUCUUAGGCUCAUACCUCGUCGCCCAGCGAUUAUCUAUCCCACUGCAAAUCCAACCUCAAGCUUUCGGAGUGCUGGCGGCCAUAUCGACAGGUCAGAUCUUAUACUACUCCCACGGAUGGUCAAAGCGAAAUACGAUUUUCUUCUUUGUAGGGUUCUGCUUGGUGUUUGCAGGGUUCGAAACUGGUAGUGUAUUUGCGAUUUGGGCCGGUCAAGAUAACGGUGUGAAUUGGCCUAUCAAGAUGUACGGUAUCAUAUCGGCCGUCCUCCUAGCGAUCGCCUUGGCACCCCAGUAUUACGAAAUAUGGAAAUUCAAAGAAGUAUUAGGUAUAUCAAUGAUGUUCAUGAUUGUCGAUACGCUCGGUGGAGUAUUCUCUUUGGCGAGUCUGUUCUGUAGAUCCGAAUUGGAUAUUUUGGGAUUGAUAUCCUACGCUCUAGUAGUUGUCUUAGACUCCAUCGUAAUCCUCCUCGCUAUCAUCUUAAAUCCUCUAGCAAGACGACGAAGGAGAAAACAAGGUAAACCUGAAAACAUUCACGAUGCCCUGGCAGCCGAUGCUAGUACAGCGGAAGAAGGGAAUGUGAAGAACCCGCCGAGUGCAGCUGGGGAUGGGAUGGGUGAAGGGUUGGGAAAGAGUGUAUCCCAAGAGCGAAGAGAGAAGGAGCAGCAGCGGCAGCAAAUUACUCAGGAAGAUUCAGGUGAGAAGAGGAUAUCAAGUUGA
This is a messenger RNA of Kwoniella botswanensis, 873 nucleotides long. RefSeq lists its product as uncharacterized. The record is from RefSeq and is a predicted model, not a curated record. NCBI's taxonomy places the organism in Eukaryota, Fungi, Basidiomycota, Tremellomycetes, Tremellales, Cryptococcaceae. The transcript has 5 exons. Bases 1 to 873 code for a protein of 290 amino acids. Gene Ontology annotation, cellular component: membrane.